AUGUCACCUUGCCGCCAUCCAGAGGUCCAGAAGCAUUCAGGUCCAGAAGCAUUCAAGAUGGACUUUGGGAUGUCCAAUUGGGAGGAAAUCCACAGGGCGAAGAACUAUUGGACCAAGGGUCUCGACGCUCAGAGAUCCUUCUAUGCGAAUUCCACGGGGGCAAUUGCAUCUUUAGAAGACAUUGAAUGCUCGCUCGGACAUUGUGGUUCCUACACAGCCUCUGAACCGAUCCUGGUCAUGUCGCUUUCUGCUCCAAUGCGGUGA
Penicillium brevicompactum is the source of this 264-nucleotide messenger RNA. RefSeq lists its product as uncharacterized. Bases 1 to 264 code for a protein of 87 amino acids. The record is from RefSeq and is a predicted model, not a curated record. The transcript has a single exon. NCBI's taxonomy places the organism in Eukaryota, Fungi, Ascomycota, Eurotiomycetes, Eurotiales, Aspergillaceae.